GGCUACUCGGAUCCAACGUUUUAGUGAAAAGUCCAACCUCAGUCUGUGCAGACGCUUCGUGGAGGGAUAAAAAGCAAAUAUUUAUAAAAUAGAAUUUACCGGAGGAAUAACCCCUUAUCUAUAAAUUACACACAAUGGCCUACAAGUGGGUGCAAUCUUCGGCCUACUCCUCCCUACCCGAGGAGGCGGUGGUGGGCGGCAACGAUGAGGACGGCGCCAUGAUCUACGUGGGCAGGGCGGAGCACGAGGGCGACAUGUUGGUCUGCAAGGUGGUGCCUAGCAAGCAGCUGGGAUUCAUUUCGCAGCGGGGCGAGGCCCUGCCCAAGGACAUCUUCGAGGUGCUGUGCGGCCAGAACCUGGUGUGGAUCAAGUGCUACGAUCAUGUGAUCCCCGAGAACGCGGUGCUCUGCGGACGCACUUCGCUGGACCAACCGGUGUACAUUGGACGUGGUCACUACGAGGGUCACCUGAUCAUCGGCAAGAUCUCCUCCGUCCACCGAGCCCUCUUCAUUGCCUUUCGUGGGGCCGAACGUCGCCUCGAUUCCUAUGAGAUUCUUGUGGAGGAGCGCCGAGUGGUUCCGGGUUGGCAAAUGCCGCCUCCACCGCCCCUAGAAGAGCCGGAAAAGUGCCCGCUUACACCGCCGCCACCACCUCCUCCGCCGGCGAUGGCUCCCCCCCUGGCUGCCAAGCCGUAUCCAUAUCCGGAUCUGGCUGCCAUGCCUUUUCCCUUGACCGACAGGCCUCCGGCAUAUACACCCACACCGGAUCCACUGCCUCCGGUGGGUGGUGUGAUGGCGAUGCCACGACCUACUCCAACACCGCCGGCCGGAGGAGUCCUAGUGAUGCCACCUCCGCCUCCUCCCCCAGCAUCUUUCACACCCGCAGAGGUUUCUGCGGCGGCACCACCACCCUUCGUGGCCGCAGAGGUCACGGCAGUAUCCGUUCCCGUAGGACCAUCGUUUACACCAGCCUCCACCUAUAACCCAUAUGAGGCAGGAUGCUCCUCCUACACUCCGGCUGAAUGUGCGGGUGCUCCAGCAUAUGAUGCCUAUGGCUAUGGCAACAGCUAUGACGUCUGGGUAUCCGCUGAGCCGGGAUACUAUUACUCCCCCGAUGCCGUGGUUGGAGGUCACGACAGCAACAUGGAGCAGUUGCUUGUGUGCAGAGCCUACUAUCGGGGUGUCCAUGUGCCGGGCAAGGCGAUUCCCAGCCGGGGAUGUGCCUACAUAGCCCACGGAGGCCGGGAGAUCGUCGAGCCCUCGUACCAGAUGCUGGUGGGCAAGGGCAAAUACCACUGGGUUCCGUCCUACGGCGGAAACGUUCCUCCCGGAGCAGUUGUGGCCGGAAGGACCCCGGGCGGGGAGCCACUUUUCAUUGGGCGGGGUCACUACUGCGGAAGUCUGACCCCCGGCGUGAUUGAAACCUACAACCGGUGCCUGCAAAUCCCAUACGGAGGUCAGGAGAUCCGGCUGAGCAGCUACGAAGUCCUGGUUAGGAGCGACAUUUUUCACGGACAGCAGGCCAUCUGCUUGGUGUAUUGAAGGGAACCCAUAAUACGUAAACUGAAAUCCGAAAGCAAACCAUCCAAAGAAAUAAUACUAUACUAUACUAAUGUUAAGGAACUGUUAAACUGCUAAAUAUUUCAUUUUUACAUUUAUAUCAACUUAAUAUGGCAAUGAUAUUUAUCUCUCUAUAUUUCAUCUCUCUAUCUAUCUAUCAAUCUAUCUAUGUAUCUAUGUAUCUAUCUAUCUAUUUAUCUAUUUAUCUAUCUGUCCAUCUGCUAAUAUCUAUCUACAUAGCUAAAGUUCUCAAACUUGUUUCCCAGUGCAGCUUCCUCUGAAAUACCAAAGAACUAACCGGAAUCAAAACAAUACCUGUUUAAUCUUAAUUAGCAAAUAAAAGUAUUUAUUAUUUUUAACCCACCGAGUUACUUGUGCACUAUAUACAUUUAUUAUUUCACUGAACACCUAUGUUAUUAUCGCUUUGAAAGUUGCAUAUGAUAAUCAUUACGUUCUGUACUUACUGUGUUAUUUAUUAAAUGACUUGCGUUUA
This is a messenger RNA of Drosophila biarmipes, 2052 nucleotides long. RefSeq lists its product as uncharacterized. The record is from RefSeq and is a predicted model, not a curated record. The transcript has 2 exons. Lineage: Eukaryota; Metazoa; Arthropoda; Insecta; Diptera; Drosophilidae. Bases 135 to 1541 code for a protein of 468 amino acids.